AUAGCUUGAUAAAUGCUCAAUCUGCUUGAGCAAAGGAAUCCUGGAUCCGCAACAAAAAAAAAAAAACCUUUAAGACCGGUUUCAAAGCGUGAACUUGAAAAGGAAAAAAUAAUUUGUUAUGUGAUAUUUUCGCUCAAGCUGAGAAACGCAACAGAUUGAUAGAAAAGAUAGCGUACAAAAUAAUUAAUAGGAAUGCUUGCGUAGAAGGAAAUUAGUCUGAACUAGACGAGUAAAUUUUUCCAUCUUUCGAGUCCCGUUACCAAAAAUGCUUCACUUAUACGGGGAUAGAAGACCUCGAUUUCCAUCUACUGGGAAAAUUGAUCUCAAUCAAAAAGAAGAUCGUUGUGCUGGAGGAUACUCAAAGGAUAAAAGGUUUUCGAAAUAGGAAUUGUGGUAGAAUGAAAUGACGCAAGAUCGUGCUAGGGUACAGAUGAGAAAACUUUGUUAAAAGCAGAAACGGCCAGUAGAGGGUUGUCAGAAUUAUAGGUAGCAACCAUAUUUCUUGUCGGCUCAAUGGUCGGGAACCUAUCUGACGUAUGGGAUCGAUAAAGGCUUGGACCCAGAAUAGUUUUCAAGUGAAGAGAAAAUGAGCGCGUUAUGUGAUAACACGUGUUUAAUUCUUUGAAAAUAAUUGAUUUGAUCUUUGGAGAAGGAUCGUUAAAAGUUUAUUAAGCGCCAUGUCUUGUUAUGGACCAAUCAGACGCACGAUGUGCCGCUGCGAGUCCUCGAAUAAUCUAUCCACAGACGAAUGACAACAAAAGAGAUUGAUAGUGUUAGAAGAGGAAGUUCGUAUAUUUACAGGGGAUAUAUGCUUUUUUCCUUCUGUUGACAAGCCAAAUAACGUUUUAUCAUAGUGGUGAAAGUGUCGGGGAAUAUGAAGAGAAGAAAUGCCGAGUGCGGCAAGCUUCGGAGGCCCUUGAAACGAAACAAAAUUACGGAAGGAAUUUACGGAAGUACCCUACUUUAUUUGAAGUUUCUGCUGCUAUGGGCAAUGGUGAUUUUAGCAGACUUUAUUCUGGAAUUCAGAUUUGAAUUUCUCUGGCCAUUCUGGCUACUUCUUCGAAGUGUCUACGAUUCUUUCAAGUAUCAAGGCUUGGCCUUUUCAGUCUUUUUCAUUUGCAUCGCUCUCACAUCAGACAUGAUUUGUUUCUUCUUCAUCCCGGUGCAUUGGCUCUUUUUUGCCGCCAGCACGUAUGUUUGGGUGCAAUAUGUCUGGCAUACAGAUAAAGGUGUUUGUCUGCCGACGGUGAUGCUAUGGCUCUUGUUUCUCUACAUAGAAGCAGCUGUACGGUUGCGUGAUUUACGCCAUAUGCCGUUUCAUUUAGAUCUUUGUAGGCCAUUUGCUGCACAUUGCAUUGGCUAUCCUGUAGUCACACUAGGCUUCGGUUUCAAAAGUUAUGUGGGUUACAGAAUGAGACAGAGAAAACAAAAAGAUGUAGCAAAGGAAAACGAGUUUUACCUACAGCUACUGCAGCAAGCGCUGCCCGUGGAACAGCAAGCUACAGCGAUGCAGCAGCUGCAGCCGCAGGUUCAAUUACAAACACAGUUAGCUCCUUCUCCGCAGGAGCAACACACAAAGUCACAGUUGCACAGGCCGAAUCCGCAGUACAACACAAGUCCCGAAAAGAGUAGAGGUUGUAAUGCAACGGCAGAAGUUAGUAUACAAAACGGUGGAGUACACAGUAGCGCGCAAAGCGCUUCACAGGCACAAAGUGCUGCCACCAAAAACAGUCACAGAAAGUCACUCGACAAAGGAGAUAAACAAGAAGAUCAACAGAGUAAACAGAGCGCAACAAAUAUCUCACAGAACGAUAAAAGUGAGAAGAGGUUUGCACAUAGCAACGGAACCACAGUGCCUCACAACGACCUGCAGUUCAUUGAGAGGGUUGGCUCUGUGAACGACUUUGACAUAAAUGAGGUAGAGAAGGAUAAAUCGGUGAAAGGAGGAGGGUCUGCUCAUACUUCCGUCAAGAUACAGUCGAAUGGAUCUGCUGGUGGAAAGUGGAAUAACGUCAAAGACAGUCGGGAUUCUUCGACAAUCGUUAAUGGUCAGCGUGAACGAAAAGGCCGUCAAACUAAACCUACCGUUGACACAGUUGCAGAACAACAAAAACAACAGGAGGAAUAUUGUCAGAGGUUACUGGUGUGUCGCAGGCUCGAGGCAGAUGUCAAACGACUAAAGUCAGACCUCCAGUCGAGUAGACAGGUGGAACAGGAACUGCGCUUGCAGAUUAACACAUUAUCGAGUGGCGAACGCCAAGCGAAGGGUGAUAUUCAGCAGCUGCAACACGACAAUGAUCAGCUACAAAAUAAAUUGCAUGGGCUGGUAACUGCACGACAAUUAGAUAAACAGACAAUGUCGUCUUUGGAAAGACGAAUAACCGAAGAAAGAAGACAACGCAGUACUUGCGAGGCUUCUUUGGCUGCGGAGAGACGAGCCCGUCGUGCGGCGGAGGAAGCCAGAAGUUCCAUACCGCCACCUCCUCCUCCUGUAAGACAGGAAUGUACCGACGCAUGCAAAUCUCGAAGAGCACAAUUGGAGCAGGAUUUGAAAAACCUGCGUCGAGAACUCAAAACAAAAGAUGAUAGGUACAUCGCAAUCGAUAAGGAUAUUGCGCGAUGUAAGGAAACCCACGGAGAAACCGAAAUUCUGCUGGGAGCUCUCAGCGCUCUGCAGGACAAGAAUGCUCACUUGGAAAACAGCCUCAGCGCGGAGACAAGAAUUAAGCUCGACCUGUUCUCAGCCCUUGGGGAAGCAAAGCGUCAACUCGAGAUACGAGAGAGUUUAAUAAGAUCUCAGGAGAAGGAAAUUGAGACGCUGAAGGCAAAGAUUGCGCAAGAUUUAGCAGUCAUGCCUCAAGAUUCUUUCGGGCCUGGGCCAGCUUCGAGUUCAGCGACGUCGAAGCUUCGUUUGAAUAACGAAGUACGAGUUGGAGGUAAUAAAAUGCGCGGGAAUGAAAAUCCCUGUCCAGGCUGCACCGUAUCCAACCUGGAUCCAAAUGCUACCGCAUAUACGCCCAAAGGUUCUUUGGUUGCGUCCACAGAGGCUUAAGAGUCAAAUCCCCACAAAGCCAGAGUUAAUUAAAAAUAACGACCAAUAAACAUGUUUCAGUUUUAGUUCAGACGUUAAAAAUAAAACCAAACGAAUCGCCUGCGAUUGACCACAUUUUAUUUAUACUUUGUUCGAAGGAAAAAAAUCAGAAUAAUUUCAAUGCCAUCGACGAAUUUACUCGAUUUCGAUUUACAAAGUUGCAUUCUCUGUACUGUUCCAAUAGUAAUAAAACGUUGGCCUUUGAGAUGAGCUGAAUUUCAUGCUAACUUAUUGAGCAGUGUUCCGUAUCAGCUGAGCUGGAAAUUUCGAAUUUUCGUAUGCAUCUGAAAUAAGCCUGAAACAUGAUUUUUCUAGACCGCCAGAUUACUGUAAAAACAACAGAAGUAUGUGCUUGAUAUUCGAAAAAUAAAUUCACCUGGCAAGUACUGGCGUACCAUACCUGUAGUGUUUACAUAUGCUGCGGAAGAGUUCUCGGCGAUAUUAAUCUUACCUAUUCAGUUACGCUUUCAUUCGUAGCCUAACGAUGGAAUAUUCCUGAAAUAAUGAGAUUGAGUCUAAUUUAAAGGUCCGAACGAAUAUUUUGAGUGGCCCGAUUUAUCGACUACAAUUACUUUUCCAAAUUACGACUGUUUAAAAAAUUUCAUGGAAGAACAAUGUAAUCUAGAGUCGUGAUGGUGGCCAGAAAUGAAAUUUUCAACUAACGAGCUGCCUAGAUUUCGUUGAAGAAAAGAGAAUAUUUUUUACGGAGACAACGCCAUUGAACCUCUCGCAGCGUAUCAAUAAUCUUCUGAUGGCUUGUGAGGACAUUUGCUCUCAUCCAAGUCAUUACCCGAAGCUAGUCCACCCUAAAAUUGUAUUUAAUGUCAUUGGUAAAAUAAGCCAUUCAAAUCACACGAUCAUCAUUCAAAGAAAAAGAGUAAUAAUAAUAAUGAUAAUGAUAAUAAAAAAAAGAAAAGAAAGAGACAAAUACCCUCAUCUCAAAAUAUGUGCAGUUCGUUGAUAUUCUGUUUGAAGCAUUGAAUGAUAGUUAAAAUUUGACAUUGAAAUAUUGGGGCACUGAAUUUACUCUUUCUCAUUCUUUGACAGAACUCUCGUUAGCUUAACUUCCCAACACGAUCGCAUUUUGUCACUCUAAAGUUCUAAUGGUUUUUUCUAAAGUAUUUAUUUUUGUUAUUGUCGAGAGUUAUUCUCAAACUACUCGAUAGAUUUCGCUAAAUAAGUCGGAAAUUUUUUUUUUUUCUAAAUCAUUCGGUAGAAUUAAACCUUUUCGUUUGCAUUGCCUUGCGGGGUACGAAUUUUUUUUUUUUUUUUUUUUUUUUGUAACAAUUUAUAUUCAAUAAUUAUUAUUAUGUUUGAUGGCUUUGAAGCAUUUUCUAUAUGAGUGGAAAGCCAGUUUGGAUAUUAUAGCACCCAUUAUUAUCAUCAUAUAUACAAACAUCAUCCCACCUGUAUAUACAAUGUACUCUCAUGACAAUUAAGUUAUUAAUUAUUUAUUAUUUCAACAGCGAUAAAAUGUUUCGGGAGGAUCCUAAUCUUCUUAUAUUGGGUUUUUUUUUUUUUUUUUCUUCUUUUAAUGCUGCUGUUGUGGACACAAAUUUUCAUUACUGCGUCAUUGAAUUGCAAUUUUUUUUUUGUUUGUUUUUUUUAUGCUUCAUUUAGACUAGCAUAUCUAAUACAAAGUGAAGAUCGUCGGUAGAAUCUAGAAAGUAAAAAAUUCCACGUGUCAACGUGUUAGAAAAGUUUCUCAGCAAUUGAAACUGUUCGAUCCUGUUUUCAAAAUUUAUGUCGUUAAGAUACCUUGAAGUGUUCCACAUUAAAAAUUAACAUAUUGUUUCAUUGAUUAUUAAUGUAAAUUCGCGGCAUCGCUAUUGAAAAGUUUAUUGUUAUAGAAACUCCAGUUUGUUAUCUAGAGGUUUAAUAACGAUUUAUAAUUAAUUAUGUUUCUUCAGAAGGUGUAUUAAAAUUUGUGUUCACAUUUGUACAGAUCGUUACAAUUGGUCUGAGUGUAAUGGGUCAACUUACAUUAGGCCUGAACCAGAAACCUCCUUUCACGCUUAGUUACGUCAUGCUUAGUGCUACGCUUCCCCUUUCACUGUCGGACCAGAGUUGAUUAAACCGAAUCAAGUCUAGAAGAAACUUCAGAGAAGCUUUUACCUUUAACGAGCUCAUUUAUUACGCUCUUUAUAUAUACAAACAGAUCGUUACAUCCAUAAAUUGCCAAAUCAAAUCCAGAUGCCUAUUUUAAUAAUUUGAUAUGUAUAUCCAUUGUCCAGUGGUAUUAUUACCUGAUGUAUAUAGAAAUUUAAAAGGAAGAGAGAAAAAGAUACAAACAAAAAUCAUUCGAAGAACAUGAGCUAAAAUUUGGGCGUUUGCACGGGUGCAGUCACUUGCCACAAAAGGUUGUUAGUCUUAAUCUCUUAUCGGAUUCAGGAAUGAAGUGUUUCCUGAUACGUUUUGGUAUAAGUUUCAAGGUCAUUUGCGUUAUAAAUGCAUCUGAUGAUUGAAGGCGAGAGAAAUUUUUUUGUUUUUCAACGAUCCUCAGUUGCUUUAAUGUGAUCGUCGAGUCCCAUAGCUAAUCGUUUAGAAAUUGAUGAAAACUCCUUUUAUUUUAUUUAAAAGAAUACCUUUUUUCUUUAAUGGUUAAAUAAAUAUAAUAUUUAGUUUGUUAUUUGAAAAGUGAAGAAUGAAAAUGUACGUAUCUUCCCUUCAUUAUACACACACACAUGGAUCGCAACUAUGAACUCAUUGUCAUUACCUUCUUGUAAUUAUAAUUGUAAAGAUACAAUUUGAUCAUACCUAAUUACACACAAAGAUCGAUUAUCCAACUUGUGAUAAAGUUGGUUAGACGAAUAUAUAUAUAUAUAUAUAUAUAUAUAUAUAUAAUAAGUAUAUGUAUAUUACACGUCGCUCCGAUCCCAGUCAGUAAUCUUAUGCCUAAUUUGUACGACUACUAAACUAUUUAUCAGUUAAUGACCUUUAACGAGUACUUAAUUUUUUUAUUUACUAUUGUGAUUAUUGUUAUUCGGAUUAUUAAUCUGUUUUCCUUCUAUCGUCGUUUUACGGUGAUCCUGACCAGAUCUUGCUUCCUCUCGCAAUUUUUCAACGCGAUAGCACAAAUUGAAAGAUAUUAUUGUAUUGUCGUCUGCUUCCCAACAUAUUUGUAUAUCCUCUAAAAAUAUAAAUAUAGUUGCGAGGUCCUGGGAGUUAAUUUCAAUUGCUGAAAUACAACAAUCGAGAUUCUGUUAUUAAAUUAUUUUUUCUCCAGUUCAUUUAUUCACUAAAUGACAAUCAGUUGUCAAAUUAAUUUUAUUUUUCUUCCAUUUCGAUGUCUGACUGUGUUACUUGAUGUUGGUAUUCAAAGAAAACAAAAGAAUGGUGUGUGAUAUGUUCGUCAUUUGUACUGAUUGAAACAAAAGAAGAAAAAAAAAAAACAAUUUUUUAAUGCGCUUCCAACAUUUAAUUACGUACUUACUUAUUUACUUAAUUAACUUAACUUAACCUUAACUUACUUAUCCUAUGACAUCGUAUGUUUUAAUUAGUUGUGUAAGUUUAAGAAAUAUUAUUGCUAGCUGCUGAUGAAUUUUUGCACAGCAAUUUGAUCUCACAGCAUCGGUGGCUGUACAUGUUGCAAAUGCCCAGUUAAGUUUACCAACUUUUAUAUUUGUCAUGCUAUCCGUACGGUGCAUGUAACGUAAAUGUCACUUUAAUAAAAAGAAAGUAAGAACCCGAAAACAAGUUAAAUACACCUAAAGAAAACAAUGAAUAAAUAGAAAGAUGACAAACACACACACACACACACAAACAAGCAUUACAAAACACAUAAUGAUCUUUCAAUGAGGAUUAACAAGAGUUGUACUGUACCCGAUAGCGUGGUGACACUAUCAUCUCGAGACAGUUUGCACAAAUUCGUAGUUUUUAUUGAAUUUUGUAAAUCACAUACACACCGACACAUCUUGUAUAAAUCGUUAAGCCAGCGUUCAACGCAUUCUAUGGACUUUUUUAAUCUAGAUAAUAAAAAUCGCGGCAACGUAAAAGAAAAAGAGAGCACGUACGAUUUGAAAUGGUACGUUCUUUGUUAACAUAGUACGCGGUGUGAUUAGAAGAAAAUCUUUUUUCAGUGCCCUGAAAUAUCUGUUGACUAAUGUUUGUGUACCUUCUACUUCUUCUUUGGAGGAUUAUAUAUUAAAAAUAAAAUCAGUCUAGGAGACGAAAAAAAGAAAGAUUAAAAAAUAAACUAAAGUGAAAUUGAAUAAUAAUAAUAAUAAUAAUAAUAAUAAUAAUAAUAAUAAUAAUAAUAAUAACAACAACAACAACUACAAAGAAAAAUAAAAAUAAAAUGAAUAAAUGAAUGAAAAUGAAAGUGGGAGUAAUAUAAUUGAUUUCGAUAACACGUGAAAGUACAAAAUAUGUAAAAGAAAAUAGGACCCAUCCCAAAAACAAAAAAAAAAAAAAAAAACAAUGUUCAACCAACUUUUGUAAUUCAUCCCUACACAGAACCGUUGUUUUACUCAAUUAUUUUUCCGUCAAAUUUAUUUUCUCUAUUUUUCAUACUUUCCGAGUCACAAUUAAAAUAUUGAUCGGUACCCAAUCCUAGCAUGUUUUUCCAAUAUUGAUCUCAUACAAAUACUUGCUGGUAUUGAUUCUGCAACGAUCUUCAGCUAAAAAUUAUCCGAUUUCUUUCGGAUACUUCUUUGCUAAGAAUCUAGGCGUACCUGAAAAAUUUGAUCAAAGUUCAACUAGAAGUACGACAUGUUUGUUAAGUACGUUGUGCAAUCAGGUACUGAUCGAUUGUUCCCUCGAUUGAAAAUACACCUAAUAUGCCGAACUGGUUAUUAUACAAUAAAAGAUUUUCCGUCGAACGCCAUUCAUAUUCUAUGAUUAUUAGUCAUAAUUAUUUGACACAAUUGUUGAAUAUCUGUCAAUAAUUAUUACUAUAGGUAUUUGUGAAGAAAUUAUCAUUUGAAAUGAUAAAAUAAAAAUAUAUCGAAAAUUAUUUUAUCCAAAAGCAAAAAAAAAUAGAAAAAAAAUGAAAGGAUCUUGCGUUAAAUUGACGAUGAAAAAUAAAAUCAUAUCGAAUAUUGUUUGCACAGUUAAUUUAUUCUAUAUUGGUUGUUAUUUGUGGAUGGUCUUUGAUGUUAUAAUGUUUAGUAAAUCCUGACCAGGAUGUGUAAUGCUUCUAUGAUGAAAAAGAAAUACAUAUUGACAAAUAAAGUGAUUGCAUGUCAAUAAAGAAAAAAAUAAAAAAAAAACAAAGAAAAUAAAAACAAAA
Athalia rosae (coleseed sawfly) is the source of this 8321-nucleotide messenger RNA. Its product is annotated as macoilin-1. The transcript has 12 exons. NCBI's taxonomy places the organism in Eukaryota, Metazoa, Arthropoda, Insecta, Hymenoptera, Athaliidae. The record is from RefSeq and is a predicted model, not a curated record. Gene Ontology annotation, biological process: neuronal signal transduction. Gene Ontology annotation, cellular component: rough endoplasmic reticulum membrane. The coding region runs from base 875 to 3052 and encodes 725 amino acids.